UGUUGCAACCUAUCUAUAGUCUGUGUUGCAUAUUGUUUUAAUUUAUGUAAUAUUUAGUAAUUUACCAUGUAUGGCUAUUUCAACAGUAUAUUAAGAUAGGAUUAUUUUACGAUAACGGUGUGUUUGAUAUUGUGUAAAGAUAAAACUUGAUUGUAGUGAUAACUGUUUAAUGAUACUAAAUGAACUUGAUUGGUAUAUUUAUAGCUGUUACGAUGUCGGCGAAAUUGGCUAAAUUGAUAAAAACUAUUUGAAACAUUUUCAAAUUGAUUCACAAAGUGUACGGACAUAAACAUAAUCUAUACCAGCUGCUUUGGCUUAUGUUUAUUCACCAUUUAUGGUGCAGUCCUGUAAUGCAGAGGUAUUAAAAAGAGCUGGCUCAUUGUAAACAUUGACAGUUCAUUCAAUACGCAUUGAUUUCAGAUAAUAAGAUUUCCAUCAAACUUCACCUGCAUGGUAUUGAAUGACAUCACUGCUAACUUCUUACACUCAUACAAAUUAUAGAGCAUCUCUCGUAACAAAAUCACAUCUUAAUUUCUAUCUAUAUAUAACCAGUAGUAAUUUUAACUUAUAUUAUUUAUAUAUAUCUACAAAGAUAGGUUUUUGCACCUGCUAGAAUAGGUAAAAAAAUUGGCAGACAAUUAUAGAUAAUUGUAACUCAUCAAGGACUUGGGUAACAUAUUUAGAUUUUUACGGUGUGGUAUGAAAGUCGAACAUUCCCUGAACGCGGAAUAGCACUGUAAACUGUCGGACACUCCAUCUGGGACAGACGUUUACAGUCUCUUGACUUGGAACACUUUAUAGGAAAUAUAAUUUAGGCAAAAUUUGGAAAUUAUAAAGUGAUACUGAUGCUUGCAAAUUCUUCAAACCUUAGGGAUGAUUGUGUUUUAAGCAAUAGUUAGCAGGGAUAAGACUAUUAUCUCCAAAUAAACCUUAAUAAAGAAGACUUAAAAGUACUGAUUUUAGCCAUGUCUGAUCUAUUGAAUUUUGAUGAUGAUGAUGACAACUUGUUUAAACCUCAAGAACAGCAGACUAAACCAUCAAGAGACCUUGAUGACAUAUUUGGAACAAAUUCGGAAGCCGGUUUGAAUGCUAACACUUUAGAUGACAUCCUGACUCCAGCAGUACAGGAUGACAUUUUUGAAACAAAAGCGACACCAAAGAAAAAGCAUGCCACAGCAAAGAAUGUGGACAGUUUGUUUGGUGAUGUUGAUGAUGAACCAGACAUUUUUUCCACUGAUUUUGGAACUGCCCAAAAGUCGGCAUCCUUAAAUGUUUCAAAUCCGUUAGAAGACGACUUACUAGGUGAUUUUGUGCAACCAUCUGGUACUAAGGAACAAGAUGACUUACUUGAUGAUUUUGCACAACCAUCUGGUACUAAGGAACAAGACGACUUACUUGGUGACUUUGUGCAACCAUCUGGUACUAAGGAACAAGACGACUUACUUGGUGAUUUUGUGCAACCAUCUGGUACUAAGGAACAAGAGUCUAAUACUGUUGACGAACCCCAUAAAGAACUAAAUGGGAAAAAGACCAAUGAAAUUGAUGAUUUAUUUACCUUCAACCAAUCAGAUUCUCCUACUCAACCAGUUAACCAAUCGGAAUCAGGCUUUAAGUCAUAUGAUGAAAUGUCACCAGAUGAAUCUGCAGACAGCUUGGACAUUUUGUUAAAUGCUCAGCCAAUGGGCACAGUGCCUUCUUGUGAUGACCUACUUUCUCUAGUUGAGCCAGUCACUAACACAGCCACUAGCUCUAACAAACCUGCUGCACGAAAUAGUAACAGUGAGGAUUCUGUGAGCAGAGAAAGGGACCCUUUGGAUGAUUUCUUUGAGGUCUCUGAACCAAAUCACCCUGAAGAGUUUCCAGUGGAGAAAGUUGAAGAAGAUAACAAGGAUCCAGAAGACUUAGAGGAAUCCUCUGAUCACACAGAGAAGCCAGAGGAAGAGUUCAGUCCUCUACAGGACAAGGAGGAAGAUAAUACAGACUCAAAGCUUCCAGGGGAGCCAGAGGAAGAGUUCAGUCCUCUACAGGACAAGGAGGAAGAUAAUACAGACUCAAAGCUUCCAGGGGAGCCAGAGGAAGAGUUCAGUCCUCUACAGGACAAGGAGGAAGAUAAUCAAGACUCCGAUAUUGAAGAGCCACCUGUAACAAAACCAAGAACCAAUUUAAAAAAGAACAUGGAACGAAGUUUUGAGGAUUUACUCAACGGUCUUAGUGACGAGUCAGAACCAGAACUUGAUGAUAUGAUAGUAGGUGACAUAGACAACACAAAUCUAGAGAGACGAGCUCAGUUGCGAAAUAAGUCUCUGCUAGAAAGUCCAGAUAAAAGUCAGAGAGAUAUUAAGCCGCCAUCCAGUGAUUUCACAACACCCAGUAAACCUCUAGAUCUGGAUUUCUUCAGCAGCACACCAAUGGAGAAAAGUGCUGAGUCACCAGAGGUGAAGGUCAUAACCCCAGAGGUCAAAGUCCUCACACCAGAUGAUGAGGAAGUUGACAAAGAGGAAUGGGCUGGUGAGAAACAUGUAACAGACACACUGAAUGGUGAGACUUUUGAUGAAAAUGAUGUUGUUAUGAGGCCAAAGAAAGACCAUAGACAUGAUUCUGUUGAUGGAGAUGACUUAAAUCUAGAAGCCAUUGAGGACACCAACCAUCUGGAUGUUGAUGUGAACAAACACAAGUCGGCCCUUGGGAAGAAAGGCUCGAUGGCACUGAGAAGAAAACCUUCGAGAAAGUCACGCAAGUCUCUGUUAUCAAGCGAUGAUGAUGCCAUCUUUCAAGAUUCUACUGAUUCGAAGCCUGUGUCUAUGACAAACGGCAAUGAUGAUGAUGCUGAUGACGGGUAUGAUUUAUCUCCCCCUGCCAAGAAACCAAGCCCAGCUGUGAUGUUGCCUCUCCCUGGCAUGGCUGGACGGCCCCCAUCUCAAAGAAAUUCAUCUGCAGACCAAGAUGAUGACAAUGCCAUGGAUACAAAGGAGGUUAAACGUUCUUCCAAGCCACCCCCAGGGGCUUUUGUUCUUCCUUCUCUUGGUAAACGCCCAGCUAUACCACAAAGAUCUUCGAAUGACGCCACAGAGAAGGAACCAGAGAACAAACCAGCUGUUUUCGAGAAGCCGGCACUGAAGUCUGUUAAACCAGUAGAAAAAAGCCCAUCUCCGGAACAAGACCACACACCAGCUUACAGUCGAGCUGGACUACGUUCUUCUGAGAGACAGGAAACAGAGAAGAAAGGUGGCAGUGAAGAAAGAGACAUUAUGUUCCAGAAACCAACCCUGAGAAGCACACCAAAACCAAGACCAGAUAAAUCUCCCGAGGAGAAAAUGGACACGGGGGUGUUUGAAAAACCCAAAUUGAGGAGCACACCUAAACCAAAAUGGGAACAAAAACACAGUGAAGAUAAAGACAUUGAUGUAUUUGAACCUAAGAAUCUUAGGAGUGUCCAGAAACAAGACGCUGAUAUAGUUAAAGAAUCCAGUAGUGAUAAACAUGUGUUUGAUAAACCAAGUUUACGAAGUACGGGUCGAAGGUUAGAAAGUAGAGGUGAUUCUGUGAAAGAGGAAACCCAUUCUAAAAUGUUUGAUAAACCAGCUCUUAGAACUACAAAUAAACCUUCAAGAACAGAUUCUUUAAAUGAUAGUUCUGAACCUUCUCAUACGUUUGAUAAACCAACUCUGAGAAGCACAAACAGAACUACUGUGGAUAAAGAUACAGUGGAUUCAUCCUCACAUGGAACAUUUGAGAAGCCAUCUUUAAAGAAAGCAACCCCAUCUCCUGAAAAAGAAACAAAGGAAUUUAAUGAGCCCAAAGGAAUCUUUGAUAAGCCUGCACUAAGGAAAACAGAAGGUGGUAAGGAGAGAGAAAAGCCUAAAGCUUCAGAGAAACCUGAUUGGCUUCAGCAAGCUGCAAAUAAACACACCAAAGCGCUGGAAGCUAUUCAUACAAAAGAAAAUCAUCACGGCCAUACAGAAAAAGAAACACCAUCAUGGCUGGAGAGUUCCCCGCUUAGAAAAACGCGUGGUCAACCAUUGCAAGAUUCAAGUAACGGUCAGUCAACAAGCAGUAGCCAUGCAGAUUUGAGGAAUACCGAGGAUUCAGGGAAACAAGUAACCACACCAAGAUCGAGGAAUUCCUCAAUGAGCUCAGAAAAUGAACUAGAAAGAAAAAGAACUCCCUCAACUACAGGGAAAGAAAGCAACAACAACUACACUCCAAGCUGGAUGAGACAAACACGAUCCCCGUCGGUACCCACUCCUGGUGUGCUGGGUCCAGCAAAAUCCCUUCCAUCUCUGAGCAGUUCAAAUGAGGUUCCACAAUGGAAGAGAGAAUUAGCUCAGAGGAGACAGAGCAGGAAGGAAAAAUCUCCAGAAGAAAUACCUAAGAAAGAAGAAUCUGUAGAACCAGACUGGAAAAAAGGAAUUCAGCUGCGUAAAACUAGAAAUACUGCUCAGCCUUCUAAAGAGGUUAAAUCGGUUGAACCCGAGUGGAAGAAGGCGGCAGAAGAAAGACAUGCGCGGCUCCGAAGUAAGUCACUGCAGUACACACAUUUAAAAUUGAAAUGAUCUGCCUUGACCUGCUAUUACCAAACACGAUCUGCCACUUACUUGUGUAUAGAUUGUCCACCAGAAUAGCACUUGCAAGAUGUUUGCCAAAAUAUAUUUAAGUUUACUUUUGAAAAGUAAUCUCUAUGGUGGUUUGUGAAUAGUAGUCAGUGUUGAUAAAACUUGGCAUAUGUUUUGUCUAAACAUUUUUGGGUCCAUGCUGGCACAUUAAGAUACAAAAACAAUAAAAUAAUGAAAGAGAAGCAUAAAUUUGUCUACUUUUAGAAUUUACUGAUUUAGUGUCCCUAUUUCUUUACAAUGGAUCUCAAACAUUUAAAUGUUUCGUCUCAUUUUUUUAUUUUGGAUAGGUCUAUAAAUAAUUCUGACAUUCAAUCUAGGUGUUAAUGGUAAAUGUGUGAGUUCAAAAUAAUUGAACUGUUCAAAAAUGUUAAUUUCUCAGAACAGGGUAAAUAUUUAUGGGUAAAUUGCUUUUGGUGGUCAGACAGACAUAAAAUUGAUGCAAGACAGUUUCAUUUUGUCUGACUAUUGUAUGGGCUUAAAAAUACUGACUUUUUUUGUACUUCUGUUACAUUUUACACAGCUAUUUAUGUUAUGUGCCAUCAGAAUAUUUUCAGUUUUUGUACAAACCCCCCCCCCCCAAAAUAAAAUAAAAAAAAUCGAAACAAUUGUAGGAAGCCAUAGUAUGACUUGAUUUUAACUAGAUUAUAUACAAUAAAGCACUGAUAAUGUGAAGUUGCAAGGAGUUUAACAAAAUGCUAAAGCUAUACAGUGUUUCAAGAGGUCCAAAUAUAGUAUAGUGGGGGACCUCAUUGAAGGACUUUAGUGGGAAUGGGUAUUUGUGCCAUUGGUGCAGGAGUGAGUUUCCCUGAACAUGUAUGUGAAAAAUUUGAUGUAAACUUGUGCUCUUUUUGAAAAUGAUAUCUCUAUUUUGGAGUGUUUAAUAUAUAUUUGUAUAUUUUUAUAAUAUAUGUGAUAUUUGUACAGUACAUUCCGCCUGGUAUCAUUUAGAUGUAUUGUGUUGUUGUUAUUCAGAUCAAAUGAUAAAUUUUUAGAAUAUUUUGCUGUACUAUUGUUUUCAUGUAUAUAGAAGUUGACGGAAGAUUUUCAGUGGGUUUCAUGAAAUUUGUGCUCGUAGUAAAAAAUUGCUGAUCACACAGAAUGGUGUCUAAGAAACAUUUUUCUGCCUCUAUUAUUUGUAAUACUGAUAAAAUUGCUAAACCUUGUAAAUUUGCAGUCUCACUUUACCUUUCUGCUUAAAGGGAAAUAUUCAGUAUUUCAAAAAAACUUGGCUUUAGAUUUUGAGAUAAAGUUUGAAGAAAAAAUAUGAAAAGCUGAUAAAAAAUCAAAAAAGAUACAGCCAUUUGAAAAAUACAGAUUCAAUGAAACAGCAGCUAUUUUUAGUACAGUGAUAUUACAGCCAUUUGAAAAAUACAGAUUCAGUGAAACAGCAGCUAUUUUUAGUACAGUGCUAUUAUCUUUUUUCCUAAUAUGGUCAAUACCAGAUAUCGUAUUAUUAUGAUUAAUUCAAUUAAAUGAGCAACUACUCUAACAACUGAAUUUUAGUUUUGCCAACAAAAUGCCAGUAGAAUUAUCUUUCUGUUAGUUGUUAUUCAUGAAUUACUAUAUAUAGUAUUGCCCAUAUUAGGAAAAAUCAGUUUUCAUAUCCAUAUAAGGAAAAAUUGAUGUUAAAGUGCCCAAAAAUAGUCACAGAUGUUAAAGAAAUUCAUAAUUUUUCAUGUUUGUUUGUUUAUUCAGUUGAAAGUUCUGGCCCAUUAAAUGUUUUGAAAUCAUGAUGAAAAUGCUUGAAGGUUGCCUUUGAUGGUAAGUCUUCCCUCAUGUAUAUCAGUUUUGUAGAAUGUUGAUUUUGCUUUAUGAAACUGUUAUAAAUGUCUAAUAUGCUGUUGUGUAUUUGCAGACUCAACCGUGCAUGGUAACACUGACUAGUCUGGUUGGUGUUAGUGUAAGAUUUUAUUUUCCUCCCUUAUGUAGAGCGUAGCAAUAUUGAUGUUCAUCAGAUUGGAUCUAUAUAGAUGCCAGUUUUCAUCAAGCAUAAAAUGUUUGCUAUUUCUGAAGUCUCUUUGAAAAUCUGCUUGGGAUGUUGUUCAAACUUUUAGGAAAUGGUUGCCAUUUGUUAAAAAAUAAUGUAGGAUAUCUGAAAUAUUAAUCUAAACUUUCAUUAUAUAAAUUAUUUAGUAUGUUUUCUUAAUUCAGUAGUCGUUUGUUUUGGAAUGAUUUUGUUUCAGUUUGAAAAUUGUGUCAAAGUAAGUUGCGCAGCUAAAAUUAGGUAGAUUAGGUAUUAAUAUAUGCAAGAGUGUGUAAAAAAUUUGUAGACAUAAUUCGAUGAACAUCAAAUUGAUUGUGUGCAUUAACAUAACAUGAUACCAAAGUUUGGUUGGCGUUAUUAUUAUGCUUAAGUUACCUUUAAAAAAUCCUUUUGUGUAGGUGGGAAUAAAAUUUUUCAUUUUGGAAUUUCUUUAAAACUGUGUCAAAGCAGACUGAAGUAAUGAAUGCUAAAAACAAUGGAUUUACUGUUUUGCUUUAUGUAGGUAAUUUACAUAAAAUUAAUAGACUGGGAAUAUUCUACUAGUGCAACUAUCUGGGGUUUUGUGUCAUGUCAGGUUGGUUUUUGUACAAUUCAUACCCAAUGAGGGUAAUACAAAAAGUUACAGAACUGAUGAGAUAUGAUACAAAUUUUCCAGAUCUGAGCAGUAGUGUCAUUUUCCUUUUAUUACUUACCUACAAAAGAUAGUUUGUCAAACUGACCGACUAGGGUAUUACAGAUUCAAAAAACAAUUAAGGUGAUGAUGAUACAAAAUGCUGUACCAUUGCAAUGGAAAUGCAAGUAGAACAUUAAAAUAGUCCAUUAAAUGGAUCUUUCAGAAUAAUACAGAUUCAGGGGCGAUGAUGAUACAAGAUGUUUUAUCAAUGUGUAUGACAAAGCCCGAAUAUUUAAUUAAAAAAAUACAAAGGUAGAUUAAAAUCCAAUUUAUUACAUGCAAUAAAUGUCUUUGUAUAUGACUGGAAUAAUGCACUUAAGUAAUGUACAUGCACCUGAACAUUA
This is a messenger RNA of Mercenaria mercenaria, 7614 nucleotides long. Its product is annotated as WASH complex subunit 2-like. The record is from RefSeq and is a predicted model, not a curated record. The transcript is spliced from 16 exons. NCBI's taxonomy places the organism in Eukaryota, Metazoa, Mollusca, Bivalvia, Venerida, Veneridae. The coding region runs from base 966 to 4553 and encodes 1195 amino acids.